AUGGCGCCAAGCAAGAUUAGAAGAGCAUUAGGAGCUGUGAAGGACAAGACAAGCAUAGGGUUGGCCAAGGUGGGUAGCAGCAAUUCCUUGUCGGAUUUGGAAGUGGCCAUCGUGAAAGCCACACGACAUGAAGAAUACCCAGCUGAGGAGCGCCAUGUGCGAGAGAUUCUAAGCCUCACAUGCUACUCAAAGGCUUACAUAAGUGCAUGUGUUAAUACGUUGUCUAGGCGAUUGAACAAGACAAAGGAUUGGACGGUGGCACUCAAGACACUAAUGUUAAUACAACGUUUGGUGUCGGAAGGGGAUCCGGCUUACGAGCAAGAGAUCUUUUUCUCGACGAGGCGUGGGACGAGGUUUCUAAACAUGUCGGAUUUUAGGGAUACUUCUCAGUCGAAUUCUUGGGAUUAUUCUGCAUUUGUUCGUACUUAUGCUUUGUACCUUGAUGAAAGGCUUGAGUAUAGGAUGCAAAGUCGGAGGGGGAGAAGGAGUGCGUUUGGAUUGCUAGAGGAAGAAGACCAACAACAAAAUAGUAAUAGAAAUAGUAAUAGUAGUAAUACCAACAAUGACGAUGACGACGACAACGAUAAUAAUAAGACUAUUAUGAUAAGAGCCACUCCGUUACAUGAAAUGACAACUGAACAAAUAUUUUCAAAGACACAACAUUUGCAGCAGCUUCUUGAACGCUUUUUGGCUUGUCGUCCAACAGGUGCUGCAAAGGUAAACAGGGUGGUGUUAGUAGCAUUAUAUCCUAUCGUAAAGGAGAGUUUCCAAAUAUAUUAUGACAUAACCGAAACUAUGGGAAUCCUAAUUGAUCGUUUCAUGGAUUUGAAGAUCCGCGACUGUGUCAGAGUGUAUGAGAUUUUCUGUCGUGUUGGGAAGCAAUUUGAUGAACUUGAAAUGUUCUAUUCUUGGUGUAGAAACAUUGGAAUUGCUCGCUCGACCGAGUACCCAGAAGUCGAAAAGAUUACUCCAAAGAAACUCGAAGUCAUGGAUGAGUUCAUCAAGGACAAGUCUGCCUUGGCUCAAUGCCUAAGAAAUGAAGUGGAAAUCACAGAGGAAGAGGAAGAGGAAGAGGAAGAGGAAGAGGAAGACGAAGACGAAGAGGAAGAACAAGAACACGACAUGAAUUCCAUUAAAGCUCUUCCACCACCUGAGAGCUUCGAGGAGGAACAAACAGCCUUAUUAGUGAACGAAGAGAAUGAAACUAAUGAGAUGAAAGCAAAAGAGAAGAGUGAUGAACAUUAUCCUAUGAUGGGUGAUUUCUUGAACCUUGAUGAGGAGCAUCAAAUGACAAGAGAAGAAAAUGCAGAGAAAUUGGCGUUUGCUUUAUUCGAUGGAAGUGCUCCGAUUAUCGACGCUUCGGUACCAGCUCUACCGUGGGAAGCCUUUAGCGACGACGCACCAGAUUGGGAAACUGCAUUGGUUCAAUCAGCAAGCAAUUUAUCAAAUCAAAGAACUGACCUUGGUGGAGGUUUUGAUAUGCUUCUUUUGGAUGGCAUGUAUAAGCAAACAACAACGAUGUCAACAAUGGCUGGCUCAGGUUAUGGGGUGAGUGGCAGUGCAAGCAGCAUGGCACUUGGGUCUGCAGGGAGACCAGCCCUGCUUGCAUUGCCAGCCCCUUCGACCUCGGAAGGCAGUGUGGCAAGCUCAUCCUCGGUCAUGAGCGACCCGUUUGCUGCAUCGGUGGCUGUGGCACCUCCGGCAUAUGUUCAGAUGUCGGAGAUGGAGAGGAAAAAGAAGCUGUUGGUGGAGGAGCAGCUCAUGUGGCAGCAAUAUGCAAGGGAUGGGAGACAAAUACAGCCCAACCCUUAUACAGGAGGCUACACACACAGUUACUAGUUGUUAGGGCAGUUAAACCAACUCUCGUACGAGCUCCUAACGGUUCGUUAACUCACCUUGUAAUUUUAUGGUCCUUAGUUUCAUUUUUUUUUUUUCUUUUUUCUUGUGCUUUUUUACUCAGUAAAAGACGACAAUACAGUGUUUGUAUGUGCUGUUACUUUUGGUAGGGAUGACACAAGGUAAAUAAACAAUUUAUUUAACAUUAGAUUUGUGUUUAUUUAAUUUUCUGAUCUCCUAGUUGUAAAAGUCUCCCGUAAUCCAUUAUACUUCAUAGUUUCCUCUCUUGUUAGUGUACUCAUGCAAUAUCACUUACGGCAGCUUUUAGUUAUAUUGUAUGCAUGAGGUAACGAGAUAUUGAUUGUACAGUAGUUAGGAGCUCUUUCUCUCACGGUAGUGCGCCCUCCCUAUUUUGAGUAGGUGCUCGCAAGGUCAAAGUCCAAAAUGAGAUUCUUUCAUUGACACAGGGGCAGGGUAAAGAGUUUCAGUGAUUUACACCUCGAAGUAGAAUGUGUAAAUACCAAAUACAUAGGUUGAGUCAUUCGCCGACCAACUUGUUUUUCUAGGAAAAUAAAAUCAGUGAAGAGUCUGGAUUAUGCACUCAAUUCAUGAUACUAUUGCUAAGACAAGAUCAAUGAUACCCUGCAAUGGCAGACAAACCUAGAUAAUCUGCUCUGGAAGAUAAAAAGAAAUGUUCGUCAAGAAUGUCCCAUACGGAUUUUCUUAGAUAACAUUUCUAGAAAUGUAACAACCUAAACCCACCGCUAGCA
Molecule: messenger RNA, 2606 nt
Organism: Cucurbita moschata (crookneck pumpkin)
Lineage: Eukaryota; Viridiplantae; Streptophyta; Magnoliopsida; Cucurbitales; Cucurbitaceae
Product: putative clathrin assembly protein At1g03050
Exons: 2
Coding region: 1-1839 (612 amino acids)
Biological process (GO): clathrin coat assembly; clathrin-dependent endocytosis; vesicle budding from membrane
Cellular component (GO): clathrin-coated vesicle; clathrin-coated pit
Molecular function (GO): phosphatidylinositol-4,5-bisphosphate binding; 1-phosphatidylinositol binding; SNARE binding
Source: RefSeq, a predicted model, not a curated record